Molecule: messenger RNA, 573 nt
Organism: Mizuhopecten yessoensis (Yesso scallop)
Lineage: Eukaryota; Metazoa; Mollusca; Bivalvia; Pectinida; Pectinidae
Product: sodium-dependent multivitamin transporter-like
Exons: 4
Source: RefSeq, a predicted model, not a curated record
GGAGCUAUUGUUGGCAGCAUGACAGCUCUAAUCUUCGACAUAUGGAUAGCAGUUGGAGCCCAGUUAUAUGGGAAGCGGCCGGUUAAAUUAAUCCAGAACCCUAUCAGUGGGUGUUUCCCCAACAACCUCACGGUAGCAAUGAAUGCGUCGUUGGUGAACAUUUAUAACACAACGAUGACUUCUACUCCGUACGAUGAAGCUGGACACAUAAGCAUGCCAUCAAAUAGUCAAGUCACAUCAAAUGAAGGUUUUUUCCUGUACAACAUUUCCUAUGUCUGGUACGGAUUUAUGGGAUUCUUCCUGACCCUGAUCAUUGGCAUCUUCGUCAGUUUGUGUUCAGGUGGUGAUCGAGGAGAACCUGUGGAAGCCCACCUUAUCUUCCCGAUCUUUAGGAAACUGUAUGGCCUGAAAUCCAACUCAACAUACGAUUUGGCAGAAAUGGAUGAUAAGAUUCCUCCGACAGCAACGAGCCAGUCUAUUGAGAACAAACCACACACCACAUCUGAGUACCACAAUGAAAGGUCGCCAUUUCCCCAAUCUACCGCCGAAAACGCGAGUGCAUUAUAUUUGUAA